Messenger RNA from Esox lucius (northern pike), 1598 nucleotides. It is a transcript of the gene spout1, whose product is annotated as SPOUT domain containing methyltransferase 1. The record is from RefSeq and is a predicted model, not a curated record. Gene Ontology annotation, biological process: maintenance of centrosome location; miRNA processing. The transcript has 12 exons. Gene Ontology annotation, cellular component: spindle pole centrosome; mitotic spindle; kinetochore. Gene Ontology annotation, molecular function: miRNA binding. Bases 88 to 1227 code for a protein of 379 amino acids. NCBI's taxonomy places the organism in Eukaryota, Metazoa, Chordata, Actinopteri, Esociformes, Esocidae.
UUUAUUUUGAAACGAAUUAUGACAAAACGGAAGUAUAUGACAUUCAGUGGUACGGGUUGUUUUCACGUGUUGGUGUUGCAGUGAAAUAUGUCGGGCGGCGUUGCAUCUAAAAAGCCGAAAUUGUCUUCUUCCCAGGGCCAGGAGAAAGUAGAUUGGAGGAAAUGGAAAGCGGAACGGAAAGAGAUGAAGAAGAAAAUCAAAGAGUCCAAGCUGAUUCAAAAACUUGACAAGCAAAAGGAAGAGGAGAAAAGGAAAGAGGAGGCUCUGCUACAGAGUCAGAGAGAUAGCGGAAAAGGACGACCAUACACAGUGAGCGUGGCCUUACCGGGUUCGGUCCUGGAUAACGCCCAGUCUGCAGAACUCCGCACAUACCUGGCUGGACAGAUAGCCAGAGCCUGCGUCGUGUUCUGUGUGGAUGAGAUCAUCGUAUUUGAUGAGCAAGACGAGGAUGUCAAGACUGUUGAGGGAGAAUUCAACGGCAUUGGCAAGAAGGGUCAAGCCUGCGUUCAGCUGGCCAGAAUCCUCCAGUUCCUGGAAUGCCCACAGUAUCUGCGCAAAUCGUUCUUCCCAAUGCAUAAAGACUUACAGUAUGCUGGCUUGCUGAAUCCCCUUGAUAGCCCUCACCACAUGAGGAAGGAUGAUGAGUGUGACUACAGGGAGGGAGUGGUCCUUGAUCGGCCCAACAAGCCAGGAAAAGGCUCCUUAGUCAACUGUGGAAUGUGGAAGGAGGUCCGGAUAGAUAAGCAGCUACAGUCUGGUCUCCGAGUCACUGUGCACAUGAACAAGACACAAAAUAAAGACAGUAAAGUACACAAAGGGGUGGUGGUGGCGCCUCACAAGCCACGGACAGAGGGAGGUCUGUAUUGGGGCUAUAGUGUUCGUCUGGCCUCCAGUCUAAGUAAAGUGUUCACUGAGUGUCCGCAUAAAGGAGGUUACGAUCUGACCAUAGGAACCUCAGAGAGAGGCAAAGACGUUGAUAAAGUUGCUGUUUCUCCCUUCAAGCAUAUGUUGGUUGUGUUUGGUGGACUGCAGGGCUUGGAAGCCAGUGUGGACGCUGAUUCAAACCUGGAGGUGACUGACCCCAGUGUUCUGUUUGACCUGUACCUGAACACCUGCCCAAACCAGGGCAGUCGGACCAUCCGCACGGAGGAGGCCAUCUUGAUCACCAUGUCCAACCUGAGGCACAAAAUCACUGCGGCGUUUGUGGAUGUGUCCAGCGGUUCGUGACAAGAAGGUGUCCCUCACAAAUCAUCGCUCAAAGGAAAUCAAAAGGACUAAUAAUAUUCACCUUUGAGUUGCUUAUUUCCCAGGGGUCUUAUUUUAAUUCUGGGAUUGAGUAAUUGGACUUUGCUAGGAGAACUCUGUCAGCAUUUCUUUUAUUCAAGGAUAGAAGAUCACAGCAGGUGAAGAACCAAGUAUGUGUUGGACAUGAACAGUACCGUUGUUGGGGCUCCUUGUCUUUUGUCUGUCCUUUCUCCCAAUCAUACAUACACUGUUGCACUCUUUGUUAGAAUUUUGCUAGUAAAAGUGAAUGUUACCUUUGCCUUAAUGUUUCCACUGUGUGAUUCUGUGUGAAUUAAAAGUCAUGAAAAUCAAAU